Messenger RNA from Malaclemys terrapin pileata, 2221 nucleotides. Its product is annotated as neural proliferation differentiation and control protein 1-like. Bases 2 to 1060 code for a protein of 352 amino acids. Lineage: Eukaryota; Metazoa; Chordata; Testudines; Emydidae. The transcript has 9 exons. The record is from RefSeq and is a predicted model, not a curated record. Gene Ontology annotation, cellular component: membrane.
GAUGCGGACCCUGCGCUGGCUGGCGGCCCUGUCUGCUCUACUGGGGCUGGGGCUGGCCCCGGGGGCCGGGGGGGAGGCAGGCCCGGCUGCGAUUUGCCCACCGCGGAUCCGGCUGAACUGUCUCCUACAGCGGCGUAAGGGCUGCGGCCCCGGGGGGAUCCGGAGCUGUGGCCCCUGCAUCCGCCCCUACCAUGAGGACCCGGGUGGGGACUGUGUCCUCGAGACACCGCACAGGAACGGCGAUGGACCCAAGUUGGACGCUAGACCCAGCGACCUGGCCACCCUCAUCCGCUCCAUGGUGGCAAAAAAACAGAAGGGAUCCAGGACCCCUGGGACCGAGACCCCGCAGCACGCUGGCUCCAUGGGGAUUGACCCCCAGGUUCCUUCGGUCACCGAGACCCCCCCUACUUCUCCCCCUCCCCCCACUGCUCCCCCCUCCACCCUGACGCCCGGCUCCAGCCCGCCCCAGACGGAGGAAGAUCUGAACUCGCGUCCCCCGGCUUCCCGGCUCAAUGAGGCCGUGUCUCUGCUGCUGGUGUUGAUGUGCUCCGUGACCGGGGUCUCAGGGCUGCUGGUGGCUGCCCUCUGCUGGUACAGGUUGCAGCGGGAGGUGCGUCUGGCCCAGAAGUUGGCAUAUACGGCGUAUCGGGGGAAUCAUUAUCGAUACCACCAGCCCGGAAUGUACAUGGACGCCCGGCUGGCCCAGUCCUGCCAGGUGCACCAGUACCAGCGCCAGAAAAAGAUCCUGACCAAUGAGGAGAGCCCCCCAAAGCCCGUCCAGCAGCUGUCGACAGAGUCAGAGACUGAGAACGGCGACUUUACUGUAGUGGGGAGAUGGAAAUCCACAACCCGCUCUUCAACACGGCGUCCGCCCGGCAGCGCUGCCCCCCCUAACCCUGUCCCCCCAUUAUUCAGCCCCCGUCCCCCGGAGCAACACGGCGCCCCCUGGUGGAGAAAAUCUGCUCAGAUUUUGGCAGCAUCUUCCCCAAGAACCCGCCCCCCCCCGCCCCCCGAGCGACUCGGGGCGGGGGAGGUUAAAGGUGAAGGGUCAUCACUCUGAUGCGGGGACCCCCCAGGGACCCCCUCGCUCCUCUGCUCUCUACCCUCCCUGCAGUCCCAUCUGUCCAGAGCAUGGUUCCUUUCAGGGGGCAGGGGCUGUGCUAUGGGGCUGGUGCAUAUGGGGGGGAUAUUGACUGGGGAGAGCUACACAAGGUAGGAACCAUAGGAGGCUCUUAGUGGGUUCAGGAGUUGGGGGGAUUGGAUUUGGGGUGACACCAAGAGAAAAUUGACCAGGGGGCCCAUAUAGAAGGAUACUGACUGAGACUAAACAGUGUGUGUGUGGAGGGAAAGCUCUGUGGGGCAGACACCAUGGGACCCCCCCCCCCAACAGCCCACUCCCAGCAGGCCAAAGAGGGGGCUGGUGGGUACCAUGAGAUCAGGGCUCUAUUGAGGUGACACCAGGAGACAGCAGCCCCUAUAUAAGGGGUAUAUUGACCGGGGGAACCUAAAUAGGGUAGGAACCAGGGGUGGUGUCGUGCUGGGAUGAGGGUGGCGGGGGGGGGACAUGUAUUGAAGUGACACCCCAGGGCGAUAGUCACCAGGAGGCUGAUAGAGGUGGCUAGUGACUGGAGGGGAAUCAUGGGAGGAGUCAUAGACUCAGAGGGGACAGGGACUUAGGGGGACCCAUUUUGAGGCGACACCAACUCCCCCCACCCACCCAACAGUAGUUGAUGAGGGGGCCGAUAUGGGGGAUAUGGACCAGGAACCGCCCCUCUCCCAUACACUCUCCUUCCCCCUAAGGCCAAGCGAGCAGAGAUUUGGGAGAUCCUGGCCGUGUGCACAACGGCCCCGCGGCGUCAUCCGUGUGCUGGCGGCCGGGUUCCCUCAUCCGUGUCGCCCCUGGGCGUCGGCUCACACGCGUGUCACAGCCGUGCUCAGUCAUGUGGCUGCCGGCUCAUCCGGCAGGGCUCCGGUUGUCUGGCCAGCCCCCACGCCCCGGCCUGUCGGAAACAUGGGGCAGGUCUGAGCCCCCCAGCAGGUCUGAGCCCCCCCGCUGACACAAACCCGCUCUGGUCCAUACAGCGGCUUUACCAGGCUCCCGUGGGAGAUCGGAGGGAGAUGCUCCCUGCUCCCCCCUGCCCAGCUGCCCCCCCACCCCGUUUCCCACCCUAAGUCCUGUUUACUCAACGCUCCAACUUGGAAUAAAAGAGAACAGCAAAAG